Plenodomus lingam JN3 is the source of this 432-nucleotide messenger RNA. NCBI's taxonomy places the organism in Eukaryota, Fungi, Ascomycota, Dothideomycetes, Pleosporales, Leptosphaeriaceae. The record is from RefSeq and is a predicted model, not a curated record.
AUGUCACACAGUAAGGAGUAUGAAGACCCCCUUGAGAGCCUUCUCGCAGUAUCAGCAACCUCGAGAUCGUCGAGGGCGCGCUGCUUGUGGACUUGGUUGUCCAAACAUCCAACACCUGUAGUGAUUCUUGCACCUUGGGGCGCCACAUCAACUCUUCAUCGCAGGAAUUUCGCAAGUUUCCAUCGCAUAGGAAGACUUGAUGUUAUUCCCAUGCCUGUGGCAUAUCUGGCGCGAGACCUUGGGUUGGGCGAGCUCUUUGUAGGCGCAACACCCCACCCGCGGGCUCACCGUUCUUUCUGCACACACUUGCAAAACAAGGAACGCAGACCAAGUAGCGGAGUGAAUGCGCAGGAUUGCAUCUCAAAACACACGAUCAACGCACAGAGAUUCCUUACAGCUUCCUGCCAGUCGGUCCGCGACUCGAUCUGCUGA